UAAGUACCGAGCUGCUCCUGGACAAGCGUAGAAGUUCAUAAAAGCAAGAGCGACGCGCGUCUCCACAAAAGUUUCCAAUAAACUAAAGAGAGCGCAGUAUUUUGGCCCAGGAGAAAUAAGAAGUUUCACCGCUGAUCCAAAGAAGAAUAAAAACCAGAAUGCCAGGUGAGCGGCUAACAGUUCGGAACCCAUCUGAAAUCGGGCGUUUCCCCGGAGCAGCUCCGCCCACUAGGGUGGAAGUUACCAUUCAGAGUGAAGUAGGGAAGAAGCAGGAGGAGGGAGGCUGCCGUCGCUGGUUCAGGAAGAUCUGUCCAUGCUGCUGUAAGCGUCAGAACAGUACCUCUUAUGAUGUCACAGAUAAGGUGGAAUACACCAAGCCUGAGACCCCUGCUGCUGUCACGGUGCCUGAGCCUGUCAAACCAAAGCCUGAGAAUGGAGAAAUGAAGGAAUUCGAAGAAGUCAAGCUGUCAGUGUGCUCGGUGGACCUUCUGAGUUCCAAGACUGGUCAGAAUAGAAUGGAGCAUCACACUGAUCUGUACCAGGGGGACGAGCUGAUCAUCCGCAGAGGACAGACCUUUCAGAUCGAAAUAGAGUUCAACAGGCCCUUCAGCGCUGACACGGAUAAGGUGAACUUGGAGCUGAAAACAGGUCCCUUGCCCCUUGUCUCUAAAGGGACCCAUGUCAUCAUUCCAAUGGUGGACCACCUAGAGGAUGAACGCUGGGAGGCCAAGAUCACAGAGCAGAACGGCAACAAGAUCAGGCUGUCGGUUAACUCCCCAGCCAACAUGGUGAUCGGCCUGUACGGGCUCACCAUCACCACUCGGUCUGGGAAGGACGAGGUACCGACAAUUCACAAAUCCAACAAGGACAUCAUCGUGCUCUUCAACCCUUGGUGUGAAGAGGACACUGUCUUCCUGGAUGAUGAAGAGCAGAGGAAGGAAUAUGUGUUGAACGACACUGGGAGGAUUUACUACGGCACAGAGAAGCAAAUUGGUGCCCGCACCUGGAACUUUGGGCAGUUUCAUGAGGGAAUCCUGGAUGCAUGUCUGUUCAUCCUGGAGAAGAGCGAUAUGCCUCCAUCCGGCCGAGGGGAUCCAGUCAAUGUGGUCAGAGUCAUAUCUGCCAUGAUAAAUGCCCAGGAUGAUUAUGGAGUUCUGGUCGGGAACUGGUCUGGGAACUACUCUGACGGCGUCUCUCCUGCAGGCUGGAGCAGCAGUGUGGAGAUCCUGCGGAAAUACCAUUCCUCCAAUGGCAUACCCGUGAAAUAUGGGCAGUGUUGGGUCUUCUCCGGGGUCACUACAACAGUGCUGCGCUGCCUUGGCAUCCCUGCCCGUAGUGUGACCAACUUCCAGUCUGCGCAUGACACUGAUGUAUCCCUCACCACAGAUAUUUACUUUGAUGAGAAUUUGGAGCCAAUUGACAUCCUUAACAGAGAUUCUGUCUGGAAUUUCCAUGUAUGGAACGAUUGCUGGAUGGCAAGACCAGACCUACCUCCUGGGAAUGGGGGCUGGCAGGCUGUUGACUCCACACCGCAGGAGACAAGCCAGGGCACCUUCCGCUGUGGCCCUGCUUCUGUCAUUGCCAUCCGCUCUGGACAUGUCUACCUCAAACAUGACACACCUUUCGUCUUUGCUGAAGUCAACAGUGAUAAAAUUUACUGGCAGAGGAACCUUGAUGGUACUUACUCCCAGAUCUACAGUGAAAAGAAAGCUGUUGGGCACUGCAUUAGCACCAAGGCAGUGGGCUCUGAUGAGCGUGAAGACAUCACACACCUUUACAAACAUCAAGAAGAAUCUGAGGAGGAGCGCAUUGCUGUGGAGACAGCUUGUCGUUAUGGCAGCAAGCCAGACGUCUACUGUGCACCUGCAGCUGAGGAUGUGAAGGUGGAGGUGAAGAUAGAUGGCGAGGGGCCCAGGAUGGGCAGUGACGCCAAGCUGAGCAUUGUGGUGAAAAACCAGAGCUCACAGCCCAGACAGACAACUCUACACAGCCAGGUGGCUGUAAUGUACUAUACGGGCGUGCUGAAGAAUGCUAUCAAGAAGGAUAAGAUCCCUGUGGAGCUUUUGCCCAAUGAAGAAAAAGUUAUUGAAUGGAUCUUGCCCUACCAGCAGUACCAGAACCAGUUGGUGGACCAGGCUGCUCUGAUGCUGACAUUGUCAGGGAGAGUCAGUGAAACAAAGCAGGUGUUGGCCAAUCAGACAACUUUCAGACUCCGUACACCUGACCUCCAGAUUACGCCUCUGGGUGAAGCUGUGGUCGGGAAGGAGAUGUCGGCUAAGAUUACCUUCACCAACCCGCUGACUCGUAUACUGAAGGAUGUUGUGUUCAGAGUGGAGGGCUUGGGCCUUCAGAAAGGCCAUGAAGUAGUUGUAGGUGAUGUUGGAGGCCAAGCUACAGUAACCCUGACGGAGCAUUUCAUCCCCAACCAACCUGGACCCAGAAAACUGGUGGCAUCCCUUGACUGUAAACAGCUGACACAAGUGCACGGAGUCGCUGACAUUGUUGUUUCCGAACAAUGAGAGUUUUCAUAUUGAAUUCUUCUACCUUAAGCAGUCCUAUUUACCUCUUACUGCUACCAGUUUAAACAUUUGUUAUUCUGAAUUGUGAAAUAUUGACUAACCACUGUAGCAUUAUCAGUAUUAUCAUAUAUUUUUUUAUCUAUUAUAAACUAAGCACUUCUGAAUUUCUCUAUUAAUGCAUGCAGUAGCCCUGCAUAGCAACAGACGCUUUAAUUAACAUGUUUUAAAUGUAUAAAAUUAUUCUAAUACUACUUAAAUGUGAAAUAGUGAACAUAAACGUGAAGGUUCACAGUGGGGCCGCUUUGUGGUUGUGUAAAUACUUUCUAAGUGUAGGAUUCAUUCAAAAUGUCUUAAUGUGAAAAUUUUUGACAAAAUUAACUUUAUAUGGCUUAAAUGAAGGAAGAAUCCUCUUUAGGAUGUAUUUAGAUCUUUUUCAGACGAUCAAAGUUCCUUUGCAGAAAUCUGCAAAUAUAUCAGCAUUGUCAGAUUAAACGGUCUAAGGCUGUUAAAAUAUAAAAAAUAAAUAAAGAUCCAAAUCGUUUCACCAAAGGAGGAAAUCGGACACUGAACCGUAGCUUAAUAUGAACUAAUUUUAAUUAAAACGCCUCUAAGUCAGUGCCGCAAAUAACCUUUGUUUGACUGCAACAUUGAACACCCCUACACCCCACCCAAAAGUUAUUCUGUACUUCCUGUUUUUCUCCAUCUGGUCACAAUAAGACUGACAUCUGACUGAGUGUUGGCCUAGUGGUUAGAGUAGUGCGCUUGUGCUCUGAGAAGGUUGCAAGUACCUAGUUCGAUCCCCAUAGCCUGCACUCUGGGUUCCUGAGCAAAACUCUUAUCCCCACACUGCUCCGGGCGCCACGCAAUGGCAACCCACUGCUCCCCAAGGGGAUGGAUUCAGUGCAGAGGGUGAAUAUCCCUAUUGUGGGACAAUAAAGGGAUUUUCACAUCUUUUUUGCAUAUUGCAGAUAAAUUACUAAUUUAAGUAGAGAUGAUUUACACAGAAGCACAGGAGAAGACGAUUCUUAUCUCUUUAGAUAUUUGUGAUGGUGGUGGUGGGGUAUCUUUUUUUUAAACCUCUUCACAUAUUUAAAGCCCUUGAUUUGCUGAUUGAAUGUCUCAAAACUGUAUCUCUGAAUCUAUUUUUUCCCUUUUCUACACCAAGAUUAUUUUCUUUACACCAGAUUGCGG
Cyprinodon variegatus (sheepshead minnow) is the source of this 3710-nucleotide messenger RNA. It is a transcript of the gene tgm1l1, whose product is annotated as protein-glutamine gamma-glutamyltransferase K-like. The transcript is spliced from 14 exons. Gene Ontology annotation, biological process: peptide cross-linking. NCBI's taxonomy places the organism in Eukaryota, Metazoa, Chordata, Actinopteri, Cyprinodontiformes, Cyprinodontidae. Gene Ontology annotation, molecular function: protein-glutamine gamma-glutamyltransferase activity. The coding region runs from base 159 to 2519 and encodes 786 amino acids. The record is from RefSeq and is a predicted model, not a curated record.